This is a messenger RNA of Tripterygium wilfordii, 1209 nucleotides long. RefSeq names its product protein MODIFYING WALL LIGNIN-2. Bases 378 to 923 code for a protein of 181 amino acids. The record is from RefSeq and is a predicted model, not a curated record. The transcript is spliced from 3 exons. NCBI's taxonomy places the organism in Eukaryota, Viridiplantae, Streptophyta, Magnoliopsida, Celastrales, Celastraceae.
GUCCAAUCUCUGGAAAAAGGGAAAAAAAAGAAUAAUUCCUGGUCAAUAUUUUGGUGAGGUAUUAUCUCUUUCACAUCCUGGCAAUCCACCCUUGAGUGAACAGUAGUUGACCAGAUCCAUGUUAAUUGAGAAGAAAUAAAGCCCCUCCACACAAAUAUUCCAAAACCCUCUCAACUAAGGUAAGGAAUGGCAUAUAUCUCUCCUUCAAAGCAAUGAAAAACUGCCUUGGAAGGACCUACAACACCAAUACUCUUAGAUAACCACAUCUUAUUAUACCUUGAGUAAGCUUCAAGCUUCCUCCCCUCCUCUCUUAUGUUUACUCUGUAGCAGGCUACUUUCAGGGCUUCUCCGAAGAUCACACACAUUAGUUUCUUCCAAUGGAGAAACACCGAUACGGGUUCGUUUUCGCCUUCUCCAUCGUCAUCUCUCUCGGCCUUAUCUCCUUCAUUUCCUGCAUUGUUGCUGAGUUCAAGAGAGCAAAGUGGAAAGACAUGAGGUUGGUUGGAAAAUUGUGUUAUUUGCCUGGAAGUCCUGCAUAUGGAUUUGGACUUGCUGCCAUCAUCUGUCUAUCCAUUGCUCAAAUAGCUGGGAACCUGGUGAUCUGCAGGAUAUCUUAUUCAAGAGAGAAGGGCAGCAUUAGAAAAGCUAAAAGACCCAAAAAUACAACAACCCUUCUGGUCCUGUCCUGGGUAAGCUUUGGUAUUGCAGCUAUUUUGUUGGGUGUAGCCACAAGCAUGAGCAGGAAGCAACCCUAUGGGAAAGGGUGGUCAAGGGGGGAAUGUUACCUGGUCAAGAAUGGAGUGUUCAUUGGAUCUGGAGUUCUAGUCAUGGUCAAUGUGGGUGCCAUAAUAAGAAUAGCCCUAAUGACAAUAAAGAAGACAAAAGUUGAGCAAGAAAUCGAAGGACAUGCACAAGUUGGAUAAAACAAAAAAGAAAUGCAACAGAAUACACUAAUUUUGAGAGGCAGAUUGGUAUUCAUGUAAGAGGGAAAGGAAGAAAACCCACAAGAAGCCACAAAUACAGAGAGCUUCAAGAGCACAUUUUUAUUUUUCCCCAAAUUGGCAAGUGGAUAAUAAAUGAAGGGAUCACCCCUCCAAAAGGGCAAGAGCAAGGGGAACUGCCGCAUUUCCAGCCUACAGAUUAGUCUGAAAAAUGUCAAUAAUAACAAUAAAACUAUUUAUCCAAUGGAUUGAAAGAGAGAUUGAAUCA